GGCAGGGCGGGGCGCGACGGGUGGGGCCGCGCCGCGGGGCAGGGGGGGCCGCGCCGCGCCGCCCUUCCGCUUCUCGCAGGGGGCCGAUCAUGGGGGCGCAGCUCAGCACGUUGGGUUGGAUAGUGACGUACCCAUUAUGGGUAAUCUACAGGACCUUCCUGAAGUUUUUCGGGAAUCCCCAUCCUCCAAUUACUCUGAAGGAUCCUGAAGUGAAGUAUGCAUUGAGGCUGAUUGAUAAAGAGGAAGUUAGUCAUGACACAAGAAAAUUUCGAUUUGCUCUUCCUUCUGUAGAUCAUGUUCUGGGUCUCCCUAUAGGACAGCAUAUCUACUUGUCUGCACGGAUUGAUGGGGCUCUGGUUGUUAGACCAUACACUCCUGUUUCCAGUGAUGAUGACAAGGGCUUUGUGGAUCUUGUCAUCAAGGUUUACUACAAAGGUAUCCAUCCAAAGUUUCCUGAAGGAGGGAAGAUGUCUCAGUACUUAGACAGCCUGAAAAUAGGGGACACUAUUGACUUCAGAGGACCAAGUGGCCUGCUUGUCUACAAGGGAAAAGGCCAGUUUGCUAUUCGGCCUGAAAAGAAAGCUGAACCAGUUUUAAAAAACGUGAAAUAUGUGGGGAUGAUCGCAGGUGGGACUGGGAUAACACCUAUGCUGCAGAUCAUUCGAGCUAUCAUAAAAGACAAAGAUGACCACACCAUUUGUCAGCUGCUGUUUGCUAAUCAGACUGAGAAGGAUAUCCUGUUACGUUCUGAACUGGAGGAGAUCCAGACUCAGAAUCCCAGUCGCUUUAAGCUUUGGUAUACGCUGGACAGAGCACCUGAAGGUUGGGAAUAUAGCCAAGGAUUUGUGAACCAAGAGAUGAUCAGAGAUCACCUGCCCCCUCCUCAAGAUGAUGUUCUGAUUCUCAUGUGUGGCCCUCCUCCAAUGAUCCAGUACGCUUGCAUUCCCAACUUGGACAAACUGGGGUACACCAAGGACAUGAGGUUCUCCUUCUAAAGAAGACGGAUCAUUCUGUGAUCUUGUGCAGAAGGGAAGAGAAAAUAUUUAAUGGGGAACAAGACAAAGUUACACAAGUGGCUGAUGCACAGUGCUGAGAAGCUACAUUUAGGUUAUAACUGCUUCAGUUUUUCUAAAUCUCUGGCGAGUAAGAUAUUCAAGCUUAACUAUAGUCAAAUUAUACUCUGUUUUGCACAGAGACAGCUGUAUUGCCGAGAGUGGUGCCUAUUGCUCAGUUAUAUUGUACUUGCCAUGGCUGUCCUAUAGAAAGAUUAUAUUCCAUUUCAAGGAGGGGAGGUAGGCUUCUUAGGGCUCUCAAUGGUUUACACUUUGUUAGCACUGUAAUCAAAUGGCAGUAAUAUCCUGCUUCCCAACACCGUGCAUACGCAUACUCAAAAUUUUACUUGGAAUGAAGUAUGAAAAUAUAUGGAGUGUGCUGGAUUAUUUACCUUGCUUAUGCCAAGCUUUAAUCCUUACAGAGCUUUUACACCAUGGAGGACAGGAAUGUUUGCCUUGUAUGCAUAAUCUUUGCAACAUCAGAAGCUUCAAGAUGACUGUUCAGUUGAAGGAUGGCGAUUAACUAAGUUGCCGUGUUAAUCAAAAUAGAGAGGUAGACAUGAACACAAAGUUUGUUUCCUGUGUAUUUUGGAAUGGCCUCUGUUAGAUGCAAACACUUUUCCAGCUGUCCACUUUGAAUAGCCAUUCCCAUCCCUGGGCAAAGAAAGGAACUGUGGAAAGCAGGAGGCUUUAUUUACUGUUCCCCAAACAGCUAGGAAUCUUUGCUUGUAUGUGUUUUGAAUACUGAAAAAAAUACUAACUUCUGUAUUUAUUUUUAAAUAGCAGAAGGUGCUGUAGGAGUACAAAAGCAGUUGUUCUGCAUGUACCAUGCAGGAAAAAUAUCUGGGUGACAACAGGAUCAUGGUUGAUCUGGAACCAUAGGUUGAUCCGGAACAAGGGGAGCUCCGUGCUCAUCGCUAGAGCAGGUUUCACUAGGUAGUCCAGCUUUGGAUGUGGUAAGCCAGAGCUUCACCUGCAUCUGCAUAACUUGCUCAGGCAAAACCCCAGAUGAUUUGCUUGAAAAGGAUGAAUGGGAAAAGCCUUAAGUCACCUUACUGACAACAAAUUCAAAUGUCUCACUGAAUCUAAAACUGUUUCUUAGAUGCUAUUCAUUAUAGCUCUGAUUUAUUUUUUUAAUUUACUUUUUUACAGCAGCUUUUUACCUAAUCUGCAGUAAACUUAAAGCAUCUUGGUUGCAGAAUCUUCUGCUUCCAAAUAACAGAGAUGCUGCUGAGAUUAAGGCUGCCUGCAAGGAAUCUGUGGAACUAAAAAUCUUGUUCUGGUGAUGGAAAACAGAGUGAUUUGAAAGGAUAUUUAGUGAAAUGCAAAGUAAUGUGGAUGCUAGUUAGUAACAAGUAUCAGUGUAUAAAUCACUUUUUUUGAGGAUUUGGGUGGGUAUUUUGAAGCUGUAACUUGCCGUGUUUCCUUUUGUGCCUGUACAACAGAUGGGUAUUGUGGAAUUAAAAGGUUAAUUUUCAGUGUGAAUUAAAAGGAGAAAAAGAUACUAUGGUUUAUUUAAGGAAUCUGGAAUGGAUAAUACUAUUAUUAAACUUACUUAUUUUAUUAAUUAGACUGUUGCCUCUGAGAUCUUGAAUUUUUGGUGUGUGCUUCUGAAACUUGUUCUCUAAUACUAUGCUCCAAAGUUUAAAUAAGAUUCAGUUGAGUUUCAGUCUGUCUUUUUAUGAGGAAAAAUAUGGAAAUUUGAGUGUAGUUACCUUGCUGCUGGUUUAUAUCAGUGUGGGAUAAACAGAUUUUUUUUUCAUGACUGUAUUUAAUGAAGUUUACUUGUCAAAAAUAGCUAGCUGGUUAAGCAUAAACUGUUUUUGUAUUACUUAUUUUACAUACUCAAUUACUGGCUUUUUUUCACAUCUGUAUAAGAAAUAAAAUAUCUUGCAGGUGAA
Molecule: messenger RNA, 2953 nt
Organism: Dromaius novaehollandiae (emu)
Lineage: Eukaryota; Metazoa; Chordata; Aves; Casuariiformes; Dromaiidae
Product: NADH-cytochrome b5 reductase 3
Exons: 9
Coding region: 90-995 (301 amino acids)
Molecular function (GO): oxidoreductase activity
Source: RefSeq, a predicted model, not a curated record